AUGAAGUAUUACGAGAAUGGUAACUUGUACCAAUACCUGAAUUAUGUCAAGGGUGUGAUCAGUUGGAGAGAUAUGAUCGACAUGUUGUGGGAUAUUUCAUGUGGACUGGAGAAAAUCCAUUCCCAAGAUUUGUUUCAUGGUAAUCUUCAUGGUGGUAAUUUGUUAAUCGAAGAGGAAAAUGUUUCAACCGAUGCAAAACUUGCUGAUGUGGGAUUUUAUGGGCCUGUCAAUUUUUCUAAAGCGGAAGAUGAAAGGUGGAAGUUGAUUAGCAGACAACACAAUAAAUCUUAUACUCCUCCCAAACAACAUCCUCAGGCUUUUUACACCAGCCGAGAGUUUUAUUUUCCUAAUCUUACCAAUCAAUAA
This is a messenger RNA of Entrophospora sp. SA101, 366 nucleotides long. NCBI's taxonomy places the organism in Eukaryota, Fungi, Glomeromycota, Glomeromycetes, Entrophosporales, Entrophosporaceae. The record is from the annotation of a GenBank genome assembly.